Pecten maximus is the source of this 2299-nucleotide messenger RNA. RefSeq lists its product as uncharacterized. Lineage: Eukaryota; Metazoa; Mollusca; Bivalvia; Pectinida; Pectinidae. Bases 980 to 1765 code for a protein of 261 amino acids. The record is from RefSeq and is a predicted model, not a curated record. The transcript has 2 exons.
UUUUUUAUUAAGUUUGUUAUUUGCAUUGGGUAGGCAUAUGAGCAUUGUUAAUUCAACAUAAAGGGGCCAAAUUGCAUCAGAAUUUCGUUAGAUAUAAUUACUCUAUCACUUCAACACAGGGCAGUACUGUAGGAGCACGAUUCAACUAUAGGCAGAUGAACGUCGUUCCACUGAAUAAUUGAUUAGAAAAGUGUUUUGCUCGCAUUGCCAGUCGUCAUAGAAUAUUCCCUCUGGAGAGGAAACAUUGGAUGUGACAUUUUCUCACUGUGUGGCUGUCACCGCGAUACAAGGCGGGCUGCAGCCGGAGGCUGAGCGAUCCAUAUAAGGUAUUCAUCGCAUCAGAGCCUUUUUGCAAACAAAUAAAUCAUUUUACAUGUGAAAUAAAACCUAAAAACACUUUUCUGAUUGUUUGAAUUAAAAAGCCAGCCAGAUAUCGCUAUUAAUCAAUGUGACGUGGCUAUGCAAAGCAUGCAUGCACGCGUCCAUGCUUUCAGUACAUUGAUCAACUACACUCGCUCUAUCAUUUAAAUAUAGAAAUCGAAGGUCAGAAGCCAGGCCCUACUCAAAUUAUCUGCAUAUGAUGUUUAACGUGUUACAAAUUUAACAUAUGAAAUAUAUAUUCAAUACGGAAAAAAAAUUGUAAAAUGUUUUUUUUUUUUUAUAUAUUUCUAUUCAAAUUUGCAACAAAUUUACUGUGUAUAUGUAUAUAUAUGUGUAUAUGUGGGUUCGUGUUUCUGAAUUUCACACACACAUACAUAUAUCUAUUGAGAACGUGUGGUAGUUUCCUGUCAGAUCUCGUAUAUGUAAGCCCCAUACACAGCUAGACGUAAUGUGUGUUGGUGUGAAUGUAUCGUAGGGAGAAAAUGACGUUUCAUCGCCGUCGACCAAUCGGCUUCGCCCUACACCCUACCACCUCUCAGUAUCGUGUCUCGUUCUAGGUUUGGGAAUACACAAGCUUUGAGGUCGCUUCUAUAGCAAAAUGUCACAAGAACUUGUCGAUUUAGAAGAAAUUGUAAGGAAAUGGGUUGCCGACUUUCCAUUAGACGCGAAACAACGUAAAGAGGCCGAUGACCUCAUAUCCACUGACAUCAACUGGAAACACUUGCGCGUGCAACACGGGGACACGCAGUACUUUGACCAAAUAAAGGCAACUACACCAAAGUCGCACAUUCUCUUUACAGCGCACUUCACGAACGAUACUGACCAAAAUCAGGUGUACACGCUAAAAACAGAAAGACGGACAAAAUCCACGUGCACGCUUUCCUUAGAGAAAAGUUAUACGUAUGGCUUCAGCGUAGAUAUCAAAUUGACCCCGCCAAAUCCCGUCAUAGAAGCCAACGCAGGGUUCAAGGGCGAGUUAGGUUUAACCAAGACAAGCGACGAGACUUUCGAAGAAGAACUCUUGUGGUCAGUUGACAAUCAGAUUACUGUCCCGCCAAAAUUCAAAACAAAAGCCAACCUCGUUAUCAAAGAAGAUGAAUAUACGAGUCAUUUUAAGACAGAGAGCAAGUUCGAAGGCAAGAUCCACGUGACGUUACGUCAUAAAAAAGAUAACACCCCCAUCACCACCCUCACCACUGACGUGAAGAGGUUGUUUACGGGGGACAAGGGGUUCCGAGUGGACAAAUCCGGAAUAUACUUCAUAACACAAGGACGGUGUCGCUGUAGAUUCGGUAUAGAACAGCACGUGAAACUAUCGCAGACCAAGGUUGAAGCUGUAAAGGACGACGAAGGCGAAGACGAGGUUGACACAACGACGUCAUAAUGACGUCACUAAUGAAGUGUAUAUUUUAUUCCGUCGCGCGCUAAGUGUCCUAUAGUUAAUCUGUUUGUGAUUGACAGAAAAAUUCAGCAUAUAUAGAAAAUAUGAUUGAUGAAUACAUUUUGUGAGGAAUGAUUCGCUAAUGUCUGUGGAUUUAAUUUGCAGUUCUUCAGCAUUCAUCGAAAUUUCAUUGUGACAAGUAUGUUUUCUCACCAACGUGAAUAAUUAAAUUCACUGUGCUUGGAUAAAAUAUUUGAUGAUGUCAAAUGUGUGAUAAAUACAAUUGGUUGUUUAUUAAUAAAUUCGCAAUGUGAUUCUAUAGGGAUACGUACGUUUAUUGUUGACGAAGAUAUGCUAUGUGAAAUAUCCCGAUUUGUGGUGAGUUCCGGAUACUAUGCAUCAUCUUAGACAUGCCAGUAUUUCAACAUUAUCAACAAACAGAUCCGCCCAUUAAGAGCUGUUGCUAGGAUCAAUGCCUGUAUAAUUAUUAUGCGAGAUCAAACCACAGGGUCUUGCUAAUUGAGGCGAUUUUUUUUA